GCUCUGCGAGCCGAAUCAUGGAUCACACUGACAAUGAGUUACAAGGCACUAAUAGUUCUGGAUCCUUGGGUGGUCUCGAUGUUCGCAGACGAAUUCCUAUAAAGCUCAUCUCCAAACAAGCAAACAAAGCCAAACCUGCACCUCGAACUCAAAGGACUAUAAACAGGAUGCCUGCAAAGGCUCUGCCUGGUGAUGAAGGUAAUUUAUUUAAACUAAGAGCCUCAAUAGUCAAUUUCUGUUUUAUUCCUUGCAAACAUGUUUUUUGCUAUGAUUGUGCUAUUUUACAUGAAAAAAAAGGAGAUAAAAUGUGUCCAGGCUGUAGUGAUCCUGUGCAGAGAAUUGAGCAGUGUACACGAGGUUCUCUCUUCAUGUGUAGCAUUGUUCAAGGGUGCAAGAGAACGUAUUUGUCUCAGAGAGACUUACAGGCUCAUAUCAACCAUCGCCAUAUGAGAGCUGGAAAACCUGUUACCUGUGCUUCACUUGAAAAUGUUCAUCCUCCUAUUGCCCCACCACCAACUGAAAUCCCUGAUCGUUUUAUAAUGCCACCAGACAAGCACCAUAUGAGCCAUAUUCCGCCAAAGCAGCACAUCAUGAUGCCACCACCUCCUUUGCAGCACGUGCCACAUGAGCACUAUAAUCAGCCACAUGAGGAUAUUCGUGCUCCUCCAGCAGAAUUGUCCAUGGCUCCACCUCCACCUCGUUCAGUCAGUCAGGAAACCUUUCGUAUUUCAACAAGAAAACACAGCAAUUUAAUAACUGUCCCUAUUCAGGAUGACUCAAAUUCAGGUGCUAGAGAACCACCUCCUCCUGCCCCGGCACCUGCCCACCAUCAUCCUGAAUAUCAGGGCCAACCAGUGGUAUCGCACCCUCAUCAUAUUAUGCCUCCACAGCAACAUUAUGCACCACCCCCACCUCCUCCACCACCAAUAAGCCAUCCAAUGCCACAUCCUCCCCAGGCUGCAGGUACUCCUCACUUGGUGUAUAGCCAAGCUCCACCUCCACCAAUGACCUCUGCUCCACCACCAAUAACCCCUCCCCCUGGACAUAUGAUUGCCCAGAUGCCACCUUAUAUGAAUCAUCCUCCUCCAGGACCUCCCCCACCUCAGCAUGGCGGUCCACCUGUAACUGCACCCCCUCCUCACCAUUACAAUCCCAGCUCUUUACCCCAGUUCACUGAAGAUCAAGGAACUCUGAGUCCUCCAUUUACACAGCCAGGGGGCAUGAGUCCUGGUAUAUGGCCUGCACCAAGAGGCCCACCUCCUCCUCCACGAAUGCAGGGCCCGCCUUCUCAAACCCCACUUCCUGGACCACUUCAUCCAGAUCAGACAAGAUACAGACCGUAUUACCAAUGAUAAUAGUGGUUUGAACUGAAGAUGUGAUAAGGAAAAAACCUUAUGUAUAGUCAAUCUUUUAAUUAAGCUUUGACUUUUGGGAAGGAAAAGUACCUCUUACGAAGGUGGCUGUAAAUCACAUAGGGUCUUAUCUCUUAAAGUGGUUUUAAAUCUUGACCUUAGGAUUGAUUUCAAGUACUAUACUGUAAUGCAGAUAAGUGGCUCAGUUGAGCACAGCUAUAUUUUAACAAUUUUGUUCCCCUAGAGUGGUAAAUUGACCCAGAGGUGACCAUUUGUAAAAGAUUUGAAAAAACUUUUCAUUGUUCCACUUUCAAAAGUAUUGCUUUUGUUAAACCCAAUGUUUAGUUUUUCUUGUGAUACAUUUUGUUAACCUGUGUAAAAGGAUUAAAUUUCAAUAUGACUGUAAAAAAUGCUAUUUUUAUGUGACUUUAAGUGCAGCCACAUACUGUUUUUAAAAACCAUAUGUUUUACCACUAAUUUCCCAAAGUCACAAUAAAAUCCUAAAAGUAAAAAUCUACUAGAAUUUGCUAUAAGGCAGACUGUUAAAUGAUAGACAAUUAUUUCACAUUUUAGGCACUGAAAUUUUAAGGUAUAAUAAGUAUACAAUGCACUUCACAUGGAUGCCUUGUCAUUUUUAGGCAGCCUCAGGAGCACCAAAAUACAUUGGAAUUCCAGUACUGAGAUGUAUUUAUGUUUAUAAUAUUAAAAGGUGUUACUAAUUAUUUGGAAAGAUAGGGCCAAAGUAAUCCACUCUACAGGCUUCAAGUUGGUGGGGGGAUGCUGUUACUCAUUAAUGCUUUUUUACUGAAUGGUUGGAAUCACACGAUGCACCACACAUACUAAUCUUCAAUAACGUUAUUUUAUAGGACUGUUUAAAUGGUGUUAUUUAGAUAAAUUGUGUUCUACUCUGUUCAUUGUCUUAAACUAAAUAUUUAGGGCUGAAUAGGCUUUAUAUAAUUCCUAUUUAAGUGGGCUCUUGUUUAUUGAAUUGUAAACUAUGGUUUGAAUGCCAUGGAGGAAUUUGAAUAAUCAAUUAAUGAAGGACAUAUUCUUGUAAUCACAAACUUGCAUUUGCUCAGGUUUCAUUGCUGUGUGAUAGGAUUUUUCCUCUAACUUGAAAUUUAAAAACUAUUAUUCCCUAAUCCUUUUGUUGGCAAAGCAGUCUAAACUUGGAACAUUUUAGCAUGGAGUCAACAGUAAAGACGACCAGGUAAUUUUGUAUUGGACAAGAGAGAAGUCAUGGCUAAAUUGUGAAUUUCAGUGCUUUAUACGGUGCCUUUAGAGUCAGCUUUUGCAUUAUAGGGGCUUAUGAUAGUCCAGCUAAGAUGACCACUUACAGUUUAUACAGAAUUCAUAUGUAUAAAUCAACCUUCUUAGGAUAUUAUUCUAUAUCCUUUGAAUAAAUCCCUGUGAAGUUUUUCCUCCCCCCUAAAAUGGUGCAUAAUAUAAACAUGAAAUGUGUAGUAUGCAGAUAUCAUUUAUUAGAUAGUUUAUAGUGUAUAAAUUUAGAACAUUUCUUUUUGACAAAGGAUGAACUGAUUACUAAUUUACCAUUUUAUUCUGUCAGGUACAGGCAAAACAAAUUCCCAUCUUGGAUGAUCAGAUGCAAAAUCAUUUCUGAACUUAGAGCAGAAGUUAGAAAUAAUAUAAAUGGCCAUUUCAAGCUUGACUGGCUAACGAUAACCAAUACACUUUUUUCUUCUAAGUUAAGCAAGUGAUUUUUUUUACACUUAGUUUGAAAGUCCAGUGUUAAUGCAAUAUUUCUAGUGAGAAAUGCUUGUUAUUAAAAGCAUGGGAGUGAAAUAGUGUGAAAUAAUUGGUGGUGAGUGCUUCUAUCAUAUUACUGUAGGUACUUGGACUGGUGCAAACUUGAUUCCUUUUCACAUCCCUGUUAAGGGGCUGUUAAAAUAUUACUGUUAAAAAUCCAAACCAUUCUUUUUUGUGUGUAAUAAAAUAGCUAAAUUCAUUUUAAAGCAUCUCAAUUAUCUAUGAAGACCCCUCAUGCUUUUACUGAAAUUCACUAGAGCUGAAUGUGGUAAGAAACCACUUAGCCUAUGUAUUGGACAAAAAAGUCAGUAUCAUGAUAAAAUUUCAUGUUAAGAGAAACCUUGUAGGCUUUUUAAAAAAUGAUUUAUUUUCAAUUAGAUGUAAGAAAUGUUAUAAGGGAGGCAGAUCAGAUGAAUGUCUUGUCCCAGACAAAAUUUUUAAAGAGUGUUAGACUUGAAUUCAUCAGUUACAAUUGUUUGAAUGAGGGUGGGUGGGUAGAAGGAUAAUAAAAUUACUGUUAGUGUUUCUUUUCUUAAGGAAAAAGAUGUGAAUCCCAGUCUUAUUUCAGGGAAGCCUUUGAAGCUAUGAUGGACAUAAGUCUAAAUUAAAUGUAUGUAUGUUUCAUUAUAUUGCUCUUAAGACUACUGAGGUGGCAGUUUAAUUCUUAAAAAAAAAAUAAAAUGGAAACAUAAAUACUA
Otolemur garnettii (small-eared galago) is the source of this 3817-nucleotide messenger RNA. RefSeq names its product Cbl proto-oncogene like 1 (gene CBLL1). Gene Ontology annotation, biological process: protein ubiquitination; regulation of cell adhesion. The transcript has 4 exons. The coding region runs from base 18 to 1352 and encodes 444 amino acids. The record is from RefSeq and is a predicted model, not a curated record. Gene Ontology annotation, molecular function: ubiquitin protein ligase activity. Lineage: Eukaryota; Metazoa; Chordata; Mammalia; Primates; Galagidae.